AAUAAUUAAGAAAAUGACAAGUUUUUGGACUGGUACUAGUGACAAAAAGUUACAAACAGCAGAGGAGGAGUUAGUUGAGCUGGCAGGAUUGGAUCUUGAUGAAUUUAAGUCUUAUCCUGUGCAUUUUACUUUCACUGAAGCUGAUUGGAAUGAUAAUUAUCAAGAACCAGAGUUAUUAGAGCAACCUAACCCAUGGUUUUGAGGAUUGACUACUUCUAAGCCUAAACUCGAUGUUGAAGACAACGAAUACAUCUGGACUUAUGAGUUCGGUGAUAUCUCAAAACCUCAUAUUGUGAUUGUUCAUGGAUUCGGUGGUGCUGGAAUGAUCUUCUUCAAAAUGUUCAAACAACUCUCCCAACAUUUCCAUGUGUACUUAAUCGACAUCCUCGGAAUGGGUAGAAGCAACAGAGGCGACUUCGGCUGAGAAACCUACCAGGAAUGAGAGAACUACUUUGUGAACUCCAUCGAGAAGUGGAGACACAAGAUUGGCAUUGAUAAGAUGAACCUGUUUGGCCACUCGUUUGGUGGGUUCAUUUGUUCGAAAUACGCGUUACGUUACGCAGAGAGGAUCAAUAAAUUGCUGUUAUUUUCACCUUGGGCAAGUGAAGCUUGAACUGAAGACCAGCUCAAUGGUCUAGAUGAACAAAUGCAAAAACGCUCUUUUGGGCAAAGAACAAAAUAUAAGCUGAUGAAAGCUGUUUAUAAGAAAUCCACUCCUUUUGGAAUGGCCAGAAAAGCUGGAAGAUUAUUAGGAGGAUAUUUAAUCAAGAAAUUUGCUAGAGGAAGGUUCAAUGAAGAGCUUGAAAAAGAUGACCUUGAUGCCAUUACCAAAUACUUAGAACAGAUUAUUCUAAGGAAAGGGAGCAGUGAAUAUGGAUUUGCAAAGAUGUUUCCAUACUUCAACAGAAGUGAGCAUGCUAUUUGAAACGACCUAGAAAAAUAUCAAGAACUUGGUUUAGAAAUUUCAUUCUAUUAUGGAGAUAAUGAUUGGAUGAAUACUAAAUUUAAUGGGCUCAAUGUGUCGCAACAGCUUCAAGAUGCUGGUGAAAAAGUUUACAUGGUUUCUGGAGCAGGUCAUCAUAUCUAUUUUGGUAACCCUGAUGAAGCUUUUGAUAUGAUUAUUGAUGAUUUCAGGACAAGCUCCCAAAACUUUGAUCUCGACUAAUAACAUUCUGACAUAUUCAUUCCCUUUAGGACUUAUUUCAACCAAAUUGU
This is a messenger RNA of Moneuplotes crassus, 1215 nucleotides long. NCBI's taxonomy places the organism in Eukaryota, Ciliophora, Spirotrichea, Euplotida, Euplotidae. The record is from the annotation of a GenBank genome assembly.